CCUGCUGCUGUUUAGUAUUUUGGUGGCAGCAGCAGCAAGCCGUGGAGGCAAGUCCAAGAAAGGUGGAGACUCCUGGUGAACUUCCUGCACAAUACUCUUGAAGCACCACCAAGAGAGAAGUGGGGAGGCUGCUGCUGGGGCAAGGACGAAUGGAUAUACGACUAACUUGACUCCUUUUUCGGCUGCGAAUCGACAAAAAAACACUUUGUGGUCGAUUAUAUACACAUCUACCUGGCGUGUAGCUAGCUAGCAGCGCGGCUGCUGGAUACGAGAUUCCCAACGUUUGAUAGCGAGGCGGUGCGAAGGACAGGAAUGGAGGUUGUGGUGGAGUAUGAUUACGAGGCGAUCCAUGAGGACGAGUUGACCCUGCGACUGGGCGACAUCAUCAAGAACGUGCGCUAUAUAGAGGAGGAUGGUUGGAUGGAGGGGGACCUUAACGGGAAAAGGGGCCUCUUCCCCGACAACUUCGUCAAGGAAUUGAAGAAGGAUUCCAAAGAGGUCAAAGAAACAAAAAGUGAGCCGAAAGAGGAGACCUCUCAGCCUCUGAGGAGAGAGAAGAGUGCAGGGAACGUGGCCAACCUGGUUCAGAGGAUGAGCACCAUCGGCAUCCCAACUGGUGGCUUCUUGCCUCAGCCCCCAGCACCCGCAAAGAAGCCUAAGAAGAGACAGUGCAAGGUGCUGUUUGACUACCAGCCACAGAACGAAGAUGAGCUGGAGCUGAAAGUCGGAGAAAUUAUAGACAUCAUCGAAGAGGUUGAAGAGGGCUGGUGGAACGGCCUGUUUAACGGCAAGUCGGGACUCUUUCCUUCCAACUUCGUCAAAGAGCUGGAUGCCACGGGAGAGGACGGAGAAUCCAACGACACCGCGGCAGAUGAGACUGAUGGAAGUGGUGUGGAAAGCACCGCUACCCCAACAUCACCUCAACCAGCCUCAGGGAACGGAGUCAUCGCCCAGCCCAAGAAGAUCCGAGGUGUCGGCUUCGGAGAUAUUUUCAGAGAAGGGUCAGUCAAACUAAAGGUCCGACUGCCCAGCCCUGAAACAGAGGAAAAGAAGGAGAAACCAAUCCCAUCAUUACCAUCUGCUGCAAAGCCCGCCCAUUCCAACAUGACAGACUCGCAGAGAGCAGACGGAGAGAGCAAAUCCAAAGCUAAAGAGUGCUGUAAGGUCACCUUUGCUUUUGAGGCCACAAACGAGGACGAGCUGAGCCUGAGAGAGGGCGACAUCAUCCAUAUACUGAGCAAAGACACAGGAGAGCCCGGCUGGUGGCGAGGGGAGAUCGGGGGCAAAGAAGGCGUCUUUCCUGACAACUUUGUCGUUUUGCUUUCAGAGGCAGAGAAAGAGACUCCCACGUCGAGAGGGUCAGUGAAGUCAUCACCUAAGCAGGAGUCAGAGGAGAAACCGAAGAAGCCACCUCCACCAUCAAAAAGCAUAGGUCUCAAGCCGGAGCUUCCCAGUGCCGACAGAAAGCCUCAUCCCAUCAAGCCAGAGGACAGAGUUGACAAGCCUACGCCAGAUCACAGACCAUCCAAGCCUGCAGCGCCGGUGGUCCCGCCCAAGAAGCCGGUCCCCCCUCCAGGGAAAGCCAGACCGGGAGGCCUCCCACCAAAGAGGCCCGACAAGCCUCUCGCUCCCUCGCCAAACCUGAAGCACAAUGGAGAGGUGCCUUCCACACGACCAAAGUCUGACUUCGAGCCAUCAUUUCCUAUCAAACCCAAAACGCUGUCUGGUGACUGGGGGGAGAAGUCCUCAGAUAUGGAUCUGAUGAGUUUUGAUGAGUUGUCGUCGUCUACCUCGGAGAAGCUCUCUCACCCCACUGCUAACAGACCAAAGAUGCCUGGCAGGAGGCUGCCCGCCCAGUUCGGUGGAGGACAUUCGCCGAACAAGGAAGUAAAUGUGGAGAAAUCCUUCAAGAUGGAUGAGGAGGAUGCAGCCAAACCAAAGCUAACAGAAGCCAGAAAGCCUUCCACAAACACCUUAUCCCAGUCACCGUCAAUCCACAGGCCCAACGCGGCCAACACCGAGGCCAAGCCCAGCCCCGCGGCCCCAAACUCCAGCUCAGACAGCGCGUCUCAGGCCAGAGAAGAGCCCAGCUCCCAGCUGGACGAGCUGAGGAAUCAGAUGAAGGAGCUGCUGCUGUCUGUGGAGCUGCUCAAGAGCCAGCAAAUGAAAGAGAUAGCGGAGCUACGAGGAGAGCUGGAUGAGGAAAGGCUAAAGCGCGUGGCCCUGCAGAUGGAGAUAGAAAAACUAAAGCGGACUGUCCACUCAACGUGAAGCCCACGCUCCAAUCAACAGCAAGCCUCAAGGUCAGCUGCUGGCCUGUCGACCAACCGGAGCGCUGGAGGGCGGUGACGGGCGGAUAUUUGAAUGGGCGGAGAGAGAGAGAGAGGGUGGGGGGGGGAAUCGGAUGAACCACCUCGAGCACAAUCCUUUUCAGUGAUCUACAAAAAAUAAACUCUCCCCAUAUUUGUAAGAUUUACAUUUUGCACAUAUAAAUUUUUUUGUUUUCAAGCUAGAUGUAAUUAAGUUACAGAUGUAUAUGUUUCUCUUUUUUUCUUUUUUUUUUUGCCAACACAAAACAACUGAGGCCUUACUUCAAACUACUGCGCUGGACUUGCAACUCUGCCACUCACGCUCUCUCCCCUUCACUCCUGCGUUCCUCGAACUCCUCCGGGAAGAGGUUCGCUCUCAGUACUACUGACUUUUGUAUAAAGCAGGGGGCACUUGAUUUCUCCGCCUAAUUUUCUUUCUCAUAUUUUUUAUGAUGCACAAAAUAGUUGAUUUUAAAAAAAAAAAAUAAGAAAUUUGUUUGAUUUCAGUUAACAUCUUUGGAUCCUCGCAGCAAGUAAUUUUUCUUUCCUAUGAGGCGUCUGUCAGCAGUACUCCACUCCCAUCACUGCAGCGCCUCAGAGAGCUCUGCUUUCUUUUUUCUUUGUCUAUAUGUUUUCUAGCAUUCCUAUCCAGGGUAACACUACUGUGCCUGUUUAAAAAAAAAAAAAAAAUCUAUCAAGUGUUUGUAUUGGGAGCUUACAUUUGCCAUGAUGGUGUCUGGAAAAUGUGGAGCAUGAUAUUGUAUAUCUAUAUUUUUUAAGUCUACUGACAUGUCUAGUCAAAUACUAUAUAUAGAGGGCCUCUUCUAUGCUGGUCUCUUCUAUUUUUGUCAAACUGUUUCACCUGCUGGGAAUGUUCUCAGAAGUUUAGCCACAUAUAGAAUCUGCAAGUAAUGCAGACAAGUAUCCACAUGCAAAAAAAAAAAAACCCCUAUCCCCUCUAAUGAGGGGAAAAAAAGGCUGCAUUCUUCCAUUAACAAAGUUGCUGACCAACAUAUUGACAUGUUUAUCAAAAAGGCAGCCUGUUUAUGAUCAUCUCUGCAACUUGCUCUGCUCUUUUUUUUUUGUUUUUAACCCGGCGAUCAUCCCUCUAAUCCCCGUCAGGUCCAUUCUACCUCUUCCGCUCUUUUAUCCCACCCCUCUUUGAUUCAGUGAAUCCCAUGAUCUGAGAGUAGACCCGUCUUUCUGCUCUGUCAUGUGUUAUGCAUGAGCCUGCACGGCACUCAUCAUUUUUCCUUUCUGUAUCGUAUAUAUGUCUGUCUACUUGUCUACAUCUCUUCCCACAUUCCAAGUAUUGAGGUUAAGCUAACUGGAAGCAUGCAGUACAGCGCAGCAAUAAUAUUAUAAUACACUCACAUCCUCCCUAUUUUAGCUUUUACCAGCAGAGAGUUAAAGCCCCUAUGUGUAGAAUUUUUGUGGUUACAGUGUCGUUCUUUUUUUGUUUUUAAUGGAAAAUUGAGACAAUCCUGAUAAAACACUGGUUCAGUCUGUGUGUCUACCAUAGUGUCUCUUCAGCCACACUAGCAGCGGGACUCAAGAGAUGGCAAUUAUAAUAAGUCAAUCAGUUGAUUUGUCUGUCCACUGCUUUGGUUCAGAAUGUUUCAUAGUGAACCCUAAUGACUUUUUGUGUUUCAAAAAGGUCAAAGUUUUCACUUAUCCAAUGAAAUAUCUCAACAUUUAAUCAUUUACAGACAAUUUGGUUAUUAAUAUCCCCUAACUUUUUAUCUAGCGCCAUCAUCAGGAUCAAACUUUAAAGAGCAAGUUAACAGCAGACUGAUGAGAAGUUUCUUGGUUGAAUGUUUCAAGUCUGCUUCAUCUCUGAACACGUCGCCUCUGACCACUGCCGGGUGUUGUCAGAAGUAUGCUCCGUUGCACCCCUAAUCACACCCAACGGUGAUGUCAUGAUGUACUGACACACCCCGCAGUACACUACUGCAGCAAGCUAAGAGGUUAAAAAACUGGAGUUUCAGCUGCCCUUAAGUUACUCUUUAAAUUCAAAGACCAAAUAAAUACCUGCAAAACUAAUGACAUUCCCAUCAGCCUCAGCUGUAUUUUGUCUUAUGGGCUAAUUAUGCUAGCAUCAUAGCCCCACUGAUCCUGGAUUUUUGAGGCUGAUAAAAAAAAUCAUAUUAUUAGUCAUCUUUUUACAAUUUUUUUUUUUUAACAAUUGUGACCAAGUUCUAUAGUCUUUGCAAGCAUGUUAGCUGUUAGCAUGUAGCUUAAAGUGCCCAAGCACAGCUGCUAGCAUUGCUGUAGACUCUUAGUGUUUUUUUGAUACUACACCUUGGAGUUGCCAAAGUCUAAAAUAAAGGUUCAAAUCCUACACAUAGGGGGUUUAAGAUGGAGCUCAUAAACAGAAGAGAAAAAGGGUUGGAUGCUUACUGUACUGUACAUUGCUGUACUUUCUCAAAAGCAGUUUCAGCAUUACAGAAGUGCUGCUAUUAACACUUCUGGAUGCUAAUCUUUUUUAAAACCUGGGUAACUGGAUUCUUAUCACUGCUAGCAAGGUUGAGGGCGGCAGAAAUGUGAGCGUUGAAACGGGAGUUAUACUCUGUGGGACUGAAUGUAUAAUGAGUAGUUCUGUGCUGAUGGAAAAGCGUAUCUUAAUGCUGAGAUGCUUUUGAGAAACCAACACCAGUACAGUACCAGGUGUAAACCCUCUGACCUACUGCUACUGUGUACCACAAAUACAAGUAUUGGUUACUGUUAUUCUUUGUUUUUUUUUAAAUUUUAUUUUACAUAUUGUUAUACAUAUCUCACAUAUGUCUUAAAGACGCGUUACUUUACUUUCAAAUCAUCCUCAGGCUUCAUUCCAUGUGUAAGAUAUGUGUGUACGUGCUUUCACUGGUAUCUGCUUGCACAUAUUCAAGUAACAGCGUCCAUGAUGUUAGAAUUCUGGACUGUUGGGAGUGCUUUGACCAACUUGAUACUGUAUAUCUGACCUUUAUAAACAUGGCACUCAUGCAGUAUGUCAAUGCCGGACAUAAAACACGCAAACUCUUCCUUUUAGCUCACAGCUCUUUAACAAUAUGGCUGUUCAAUGAAAUAAUCACACCGUGGGAACGAGGGAUCGGGUGACAGCUCUUAUUAUGUAAUAUCUGUAAUAUGGCUUAACUUCCACAUAUUGUACAUUCCAGAGUUUGACACCAAGAAAAGAAGAAAUCUGUGCACAUUUAUAACAUUUUCAAGUGAUUUUGUUUACAAGAGCUGUAUCCUUGCAUGAGCUGAGAUUCUUUCCAAAAAAUGAAUAAAUAUCAUCUUUAUUUACUGUCAUAGA
Thunnus maccoyii (southern bluefin tuna) is the source of this 5604-nucleotide messenger RNA. Its product is annotated as CD2-associated protein. Lineage: Eukaryota; Metazoa; Chordata; Actinopteri; Scombriformes; Scombridae. Gene Ontology annotation, cellular component: plasma membrane; cytoplasm; cell leading edge. Gene Ontology annotation, molecular function: protein binding. The transcript is spliced from 19 exons. The record is from RefSeq and is a predicted model, not a curated record. The coding region runs from base 313 to 2271 and encodes 652 amino acids.